Adineta steineri is the source of this 1407-nucleotide messenger RNA. The record is from the annotation of a GenBank genome assembly. NCBI's taxonomy places the organism in Eukaryota, Metazoa, Rotifera, Eurotatoria, Adinetida, Adinetidae.
AUGAAAAAAUAUCAACAGAUAAAAAAGGAUACUAUUCAAUCACCAACUAAAUUGAAUAAAAAAAAAUAUUCAAGUACUGAUCGUGUUAUGAAUAAUGUACCAUAUCCACCCACUCAUCUAUUAACUAUAAAAGAGAUAUUUGGCACAAGUGAUAAACCUAAUCUUCCAUUACUUCUUCAACAUUUGGAAGCAGAAGGUCGUCUUGAACUUGAUGCAGCACUGACAAUUAUGAUUCGAGGUCGAGAAUUAACUGCACGAGAACCAAAUAUGCUUGAAAUUGGUACACCAAUUACAAUUGUUGGUGAUAUACAUGGACAAUUUUUUGAUAUGCUUAAAAUGUUUGAAAAAGGUGGUGAUGUAUCCUCUAAUCAAUAUCUAUUUCUUGGUGAUUAUGUUGAUCGUGGUCAAUUUUCUGUUGAGGUUGUACUUUAUUUAUGGGCAAUUAAAAUUGCUUACCCUGAUACAUUCUUUCUUCUUCGAGGCAAUCAUGAAUGUCGGAAUUUAACUGUUUAUUUUACAUUUAAAGAUGAAUGUCUUUUAAAACUUGGUGAUGUAUUCUAUGAUGAAUGUAUGAAAUCAUUUGAUUGUUUACCAAUAGCAGCAUUAGUUCAAGGACAAUUAUUUUGUAUACAUGGAUGUAUAUCACCAGAACUACGACAUUUACGAGAAAUAACUGAUCUUCAUCGAGCUGUUGAACCACCAACAAAAGGACCUCUAUGUGAUAUUCUUUGGGCUGAUCCAACAGAUAGUUAUGAUAAUGAAAAACUCGAACAAAAAUAUGAAAUGUAUACACAUAAUGGACCACGUGGUUGUUCAUAUAAUGUAUCUUAUAAAGCAAUGUGUAAAUUUCUUGAUGAUAAUGAUCUUCUUUGUGUUAUUCGUGCACAUCAAGUACAAUCAGCUGGUUGUAAAAUGUAUAAAAAACAUGAAAAAACAUUAUUUCCAACUUUGGUAACAAUUUUUUCUGCACCAAAUUAUUGUGAAGUUUAUAAAAAUCGUGGUGCAAUCUUACGUUAUGAUGGUUCUGUAAUGCAUGUUUUUCAAUAUAAAUGGGUUAAACAUCCAUAUGUUCUUCCAAAUUUUCUUGAUGCAUUUCGAUGGAGUAUUCCAUUUGUUUUGGAAAAAGUAACAGAUAUGCUUUUAGCUGUUUUAAAAUAUUGUUCAGAUGAAAAUGAUAGUCGAUUAUCAAAACGUACUCAAAUUAUUGAAAAAAUUGUUCAUUAUUAUGCAUCAUUAUCUGAUGAAGCUGAACAAUCAUUAGUAUUUGGUAAUAUAUUACCACCAACAAAUGUUCGUACUUCUGAUUCUUCUCGUGUUGUUAAUAAAGGACAAAUUGAUUUUCAAACAGCACAACGAAUGGAUUAUGCUAAUGAACAUAUACCAUAUAAUCAAUUUCGUCGUAAAUAA